UUGGCCUCGCUCGUCUCUCGUGGUGGAAGCGAGCGACGCCAAAAGAAGAAAAGAGACCCAAGCCUCACAAAAAAGAAAAAAAGCAGCAGAAAAAAAAUUAAGAGAGAGAGUAGACUACACGAUAGCGUCCGUCGAGCCGGAGGCGAGGCGAGGCAGCGGCGGCGGCGGCGAAGAUGAGGAAGAAGCUCGGCACCCGGUUCCCCGCGGCUCGGAUCAAAAAGAUAAUGCAAGCAGAUGAGGACGUUGGCAAGAUUGCACUAGCAGUGCCUGUUUUAGUUUCAAGGGCUCUUGAAUUGUUUUUGCAAGAUUUAAUUGACAGGACGUAUGAAAUUACUCUUCAAAGUGGUGCAAAGACUCUGAAUUCCUUCCACCUGAAGCAAUGUGUGAAGAGGUACAGUUCUUUUGAUUUCCUAACAGAAGUUGUCAACAAGGUACCAGACCUUGGUGGUGCAGACUCUUGUGGGGAUGAAAGAGGGUUACCUAGAAGAAGAAAGUCAAAUGGCAGUGACCCAGAGAAUGAUGAAUCAAGAUCCAGCAAAAUGGCCAUAAGAAGCGUGAACAUCAGCCCUAGAGGACGUGGGAGAGGUCGAGGAAGGGGGCGAGGACGGCCGCCAACCAAGAGAAAGGAAGUUGGUUAUGUACAAUUUGAGGAUGAGAGCAGCAUGUUUGCUGAACAAGGUGAACCUUUACCAGGAGAGGAAACAGUUCCAGAGAGCAACCAUAACAACGAGAACAUACCCCCAAGCGCACAACCUCCACAAGAGGCUCCCCUGCCAGCAGCUGUGCCAGGCACAAGUUCUAAGGUGGAAGAAGCAAACACCGACCAUCAGUCAGAUUGGCCAAUGCCAGAUGCUGCCAUUGGAAGCAUCGGCGUCGGGCCAUCUGGUUUUGGACAUCUGACGGUGCAGGUUGAUGAGGAUGAGGACUACGACAACGAGGAUUAGUCAUGGUCGUCCUCUCAUUGUAUGCACUAACAGGACUGUUCUGGUGUUGUAAAAUGUAAAUAUAGUUUGAAAGUAGUUGCCGCAGCUUAGCUGUGAUGGGCUGCUGACGCGAUGCAGUUAUGUAGUUGUCCUGUGUAACUUUUGUUUCCCAAUAAUUGCUUGGUAGUUGCCUCUUAUUUUACAUGAUUGAAUAUUUAAGUGUUUUGUCAUAUUUAACUCGGUAUUUCAGCAGGGAUUGACUUUUUAUA
Setaria italica (foxtail millet) is the source of this 1192-nucleotide messenger RNA. RefSeq names its product dr1-associated corepressor. Gene Ontology annotation, molecular function: protein heterodimerization activity. Gene Ontology annotation, biological process: regulation of DNA-templated transcription. Lineage: Eukaryota; Viridiplantae; Streptophyta; Magnoliopsida; Poales; Poaceae. The transcript has 6 exons. The record is from RefSeq and is a predicted model, not a curated record. Gene Ontology annotation, cellular component: nucleus. Bases 174 to 944 code for a protein of 256 amino acids.